AUGGGCGUAUCGAAGGAACAUUUAAAGCACAUAAUGCUUUAUAAUUUCAAACAGGGAAACAGUGCAGCAGAAGCAACCCGAAAUAUUCAUUCUGUUUAUGGGGAAGUGUGCUUGAACGAAAGAAGUUGCAGAAGAUGGUUUGCAAAGUUCAAAAAUGGUGAUUUCAGCCUAAAAGAGAGGCCACGAAUAGGACGCCCAGUUGAAUUUAAUGAUGAGUUUCUUUUGUCAGAGCUUAAAAACGAUAAUUCUGUGAGAGUUGAAAAAUUGGCAAACAAGCUCAUCUCAAGCCACUCAAUUGUUCACUGUCAUCUUCAACAGCUUGGAAAAAUGCCCAAACUAGGAAAAUGGGUUCCUCAUGAUCUGAUAGAAGCCAACCGAAAAUCACAAGUGAACAUAAGCUCAUCUCUUCACUCUCGUGAACGUAUCUCUCCAGUUUUGGACAGAUUAGCGACUGGUGAUGAAAAAACAUUUUUCUUUUCGAAAAUGUUAAGCGAUGCAGGCAAUAGAUUAGUUGUACAGAACAAGCUAAACCACAACCCCAAAAAGACCUCUAUGCAAAACAGGUUCUUCGUUUAA
This is a messenger RNA of Octopus bimaculoides (California two-spot octopus), 576 nucleotides long. RefSeq names its product histone-lysine N-methyltransferase SETMAR-like. Gene Ontology annotation, cellular component: nucleus; condensed chromosome; site of double-strand break. Gene Ontology annotation, biological process: mitotic DNA integrity checkpoint signaling; double-strand break repair via nonhomologous end joining; DNA double-strand break processing. Gene Ontology annotation, molecular function: DNA topoisomerase binding; double-stranded DNA binding; single-stranded DNA endonuclease activity. The record is from RefSeq and is a predicted model, not a curated record. NCBI's taxonomy places the organism in Eukaryota, Metazoa, Mollusca, Cephalopoda, Octopoda, Octopodidae.